AUGAACGAGACUCGUGAAAAAUUACUCGAAAAACUACAUUUUGUAUUUCUCAUUGAUGAAAUUACUACCUAUUUUUCAACAAUUGUAUGUAUUACAGGUAAGAAAAAAGAAAAAAAGAGAACUGAUUUAAAGUUUUGUUUUCAGGAAUCAUAAUGAAUUCGAUUUUGAUUUACCUGAUUCUCAAGAAAACUCCUCUUUCUAUGAAAUCCUAUUCCGUGUUUCUGUUUAAUUUUGCAAUUUUUGAUCUGGCUACGUGUAUUAUCGCAUUUUUUGCAUGUCAGAAGUAAGUUUACAGUAAUUUCCUCAAAUCAAAAGCAAAUAAAAUAUUCAGAACUAUGUUUUGUAAAUACAGUCUUAUUUAUAUUUUUCAUGGACCUUGUAAAUAUAUUUCUCCAUGGUUUUGUUAUUUUUGUCAUGUUUUCGAAUGUCAUACUCUUGCACAUUCUCAAUGGAUUUUAUUAGCCUCAUUUAUUUAUCGAUAUUUUGUGGUUGUUGGUAAAAAUCCUGGUGUGAAGAAUAAUAUAUUAUUAUCAAUUUCUCUUUAUUCAAUGUCUUUUGUAUUACUAAUUACAUAUUUGUUGGAUAUUGAAGAUUCCAAAACUCUUUGGAAGAUUUUAACAGAAUCAUAUGAAUAUUAUCAUUAUGACGACAAGUUGAUUUGGGGAGAUUUGACAAUAAGUGGAAACCUAUCAUUUUAUUCACCAUUCACAUUUGGUGCCAUUCUUUAUAUGACGAUUCCAUGUUUUCCAAUUUAUAUCACAAUUUUGUAUUGCCGUCAUCGAACUUUGAAAAUUCUGAGUAAUCCAUCUCUGAAUAUUUCGGAUAAUACGAAAUUUGCUCAUCGAAAGUUGAUCACGGUGAACUCUCAAACAUCUCUAUAAAUUUCAAAAUUGUUAUGGUUUUUAGGCAUUGACAAUUCAAGCAGUUAUUCCAAUUUUUUGGUUAACUGGCGCAUGUUUCUUUGUGCUGGCACAGUAUGGAAUUAUAUCAAAUCCAAUUCAAGAAACUAUGACAUUUCGAUUUAUGGAUUGUCUUCCAAUGUCUUCCCCAAUAUUUUCAAUUGUUUUUAUUUCUCCAUAUCGACAAGGAUUUGUGGAGAUUCUCAAAAAAGCAAAAUUUCCGAUGUUCAUGGGACAAGUUGGAAUAAGUACUGUAGAUGUGAGCAAUUUUAAAGAUGUAAGAAUCGUUGUAUUAUAAAUGAUUAUUGUAGACAACCACUGUAAGACGACUUGAUGAAGCGACCGCAUUCUAUACUCCCGUAUCUGAACGCUUAUGA
Caenorhabditis angaria is the source of this 1276-nucleotide messenger RNA. The record is from the annotation of a GenBank genome assembly. NCBI's taxonomy places the organism in Eukaryota, Metazoa, Nematoda, Chromadorea, Rhabditida, Rhabditidae.